AUGGUUGACGAAGAGAAGGUCGAACAACAAACCUGGCAACAGAAGCUGCUAUUUUAUACCACAGCUUUCUUCGUGUUACUUGGCAUCUUUAGCUUGUUCUCAUUUUUAUUCCUCGUGCCUUUUGUCAUCGACCCAGCUUUCACAACGAUUUUUAUGGAGUUCGACGAGGAGCCCGCUUAUUGCGUGACCUCAAGGGUCGAGCGUCGGAUUGGCGCCUCCAAUUGCAGUUGGACUUCUUGUAGGGAAGGUUGCACCAAGGACAUAUACGACUGCACGCACAUUUACGUCAACUACAAAGCAGCCAAUAGAUCUAAUGUAUCGUUAGUGGACUCUGUUGCUUCGAUGGUGCUCACCACUCAGCUACCGUUCAGAGAAAAGCGGUUUGUACCUCCUCCUCAUGAGGAUUACGAGGACUACUACGAUUUGCCGGAAGACGAUGGUUACGAUUGGUCUUUCAGAGGCGCUAGACUGUUUCCCAAUGUCAAAGGUUGCGGUUAUCCACCAAUGCUCAACUGUACGGUAUUCAUGAAGACAUAUAGGGAUAUAGGCACCAACUAUUCAUGCUACUACAGUAAAGUAGAUCCCAGUCUUGUGAUCAGUCAUUUGGACAUGUGGCAAGUGUAUAUGAACCUGGUGUACGCUAUGGCCAUUCCGAUUCCAUCGUUCAUAGUAUCCGUGAUAUAUCUGGCCAUAGCCUAUUUCAAGAUCUACAAUGAAGAUGAGGAAGAAGCACCUUUAAAGAAGAACGCCGAAGCGAUAGACAUGGAAGGCGAGACAGGAACCGGCGAAACCCCCGUCCCCCCAGCUAGCGGGGGUAUCACCCCCGCUAGCGAAGCAUUUAGAGAAGAUUUAGCUAGUUUUGGACAUCAUUUCAAAGUCGCCAUGGUAGAUGAAAUGAGUCGAGACAGUCUUGCUGAUGAUGUCCCGGCCGUGUUUUCUAGUGCGAAAGACAUCAUGGAGGCUCAACAAAGAGAAAGAGAAAAACGCGCCAACUACUAG
This is a messenger RNA of Acanthoscelides obtectus, 999 nucleotides long. The record is from the annotation of a GenBank genome assembly. NCBI's taxonomy places the organism in Eukaryota, Metazoa, Arthropoda, Insecta, Coleoptera, Chrysomelidae.